Molecule: messenger RNA, 1314 nt
Organism: Coniosporium apollinis CBS 100218
Lineage: Eukaryota; Fungi; Ascomycota; Dothideomycetes
Exons: 1
Coding region: 1-1314 (437 amino acids)
Biological process (GO): mRNA splicing, via spliceosome
Cellular component (GO): spliceosomal complex
Molecular function (GO): nucleic acid binding
Source: RefSeq, a predicted model, not a curated record
AUGACCGACAUCAAGGCCGCGCCGAAGUUCUCGCUCGCCCUCGGCGCGAAGAGAGCGCCUCCGUCACAGGUCAGCAAGGCGAAGCGGCCUCACUCAUCGCUCCAAGACUCCGACGACGAAGAUGCCGGACAUGUGCAGCCGCAGGAGGUCUCGCAUUUCGAUCAGUUGGCGGGAGGCGCCAUAGGAGCCAACGACAACAGGCAAGCAAAGGGGCCACUGGUUAUACAAAGUCAGAAGAACCGUGACUUUCGGGACGAAGGCCGGCGCAAGAGGCAGAAGAACGGGCUCCCGGCCGAGGCGCAGGCAGCGCGGGCAAACGGCGUGGUCACGAAAGAACCGAAUGGCGCCGGUAGUCUCCAGCCAUUCGGUCUCACAGUGGUAGAGAAAGUUACCGUGGAGGAUCCACAGACAGCAAACAGCGAGGGAGCAAACGGUGCAUCACCAACUACCACCGCGCCGAUCAAGCAAAAGACAGACGAUGAGCUGGCUCUCGAAGCCCUAACAGGCAACAAACUGCAAUCCAACCUCGUCCUCCCCGCCAUAAGCGAAGAAGAGGCUUUCCAGCGAGACUACAAAAACGCGCCCGACAUGGCGACACUAGAGCAGUACGCCGCCGUGCCAGUCGAAGAGUUUGGAGCGGCGCUGCUGCGCGGUAUGGGCUGGAAAGACGGCGAGGCGAUUGGCAAGCGGCGCGGACAGCAGGCCGUGCAGGCGCGCGUUCCAGAGAGGCGGCCUGCGCUCUUGGGUAUUGGGGCGAAGUCGGAAGCGGCGGUGGGGAUAGAGUUGGGAGCUUGGGGGAAGGCUGACAAGGGACCGAGGAGGAAGAAGGAUCAGACAUACACACCGGUGGUCUUGCGGAAUAAGAAGACGGGCGAGCAGCUUACCGAGGAGGAGCUAAAGGCGAAGCUGGAGGAGCAGAAAUUGGUGGUUGCGGAGAACGAGCGGGAGAAAAAGGCGAGGUCACGAAGUCGCGAGCCGGACCAUCGCGAUUCUGAUAGGUCGUCACGAAGAAACAGGUACGACGACAAGGAGGAAAACUACCGCAGAGGGAAGGAGCGCCGAAGGAAGGACCGAGAUCGCAGUCGGGACCGGGACCACGAUCGAGGCCGAGAUUACGAUGACCGCCGCCAUAAACCAUCAGGACGAGACAGAAGCUCGUCAGUAGAGAGCAAACACAGAAGCCGUAAACAAGACGACCGUCACGAUCGGAAGGACAAGGAACGGCGGCGAUACGACAAGCAGGACCGCAACGAGGGAGGCUCUUCACGGCGACAUCAUUAUGAGCGUGACUACAAUCAAGACCGCAGGCGGUGA